This is a messenger RNA of Galeopterus variegatus (Sunda flying lemur), 550 nucleotides long. RefSeq names its product mas-related G-protein coupled receptor member E-like. Gene Ontology annotation, biological process: G protein-coupled receptor signaling pathway. The annotation marks the transcript as partial. Gene Ontology annotation, cellular component: membrane. Gene Ontology annotation, molecular function: G protein-coupled receptor activity. NCBI's taxonomy places the organism in Eukaryota, Metazoa, Chordata, Mammalia, Dermoptera, Cynocephalidae. The record is from RefSeq and is a predicted model, not a curated record. The transcript has a single exon.
CGCUUUGCCAACGAUGGAGUUGAGAGGAUCCGGACAGCUCACAGAGUCCCCCAGCGGCGGGCAGGAGGAUGCGACAUUCAACCUCCUCAUCCUGGCCCUCACUGAGACCCUCAGCCUGGGCGGGCUGCUGGGGAACGGGGCGGUCCUCUGGCUGCUCAGCUCCAAUGUCUACAGGAAUCCCUUUGCCAUCUACCUCCUGGACGUGGCCUGCGCCGACCUCAUCUUCCUCGGCUGCCACAUGGUGGCCGUCGUUCCUGACUUGCUGCGUGGCCAGCUGGACUUCCCAGCCUUCGUCCAGACCAGCCUGGCCACGCUGAGGUUCUUCUGCUACAUCGUGGGCCUGAGCCUCCUGGCGGCCGUCAGCUUGGAGCAGUGCCUGGCCUCCCUCUUCCCGGCCUGGUACCCGUGCCGCCGCCCACGCCACCUGACCACCUGCGUGUGCGCCCUCACCUGGGCUCUCUGCCUGCUGCUGCACCUGCUGCUCAGUGGUGCCUGCACCCAGUUCUUCGGGGAGCCCAGCCGCCACUGGUGCCGCACACUGUGGCUGGUG